UGGGGAUUAGUUCACUGGAAGUAUCUCUCAGUAAAGAACAACAACAAUUACUCACAUACAGUCAGACCCCCGGAGAGAGGCAUACAUAUAGAGAGGGAAAGGCAUUCCGGGGCCAUAGGAGGGAUUCUAUUAACAUUCAUGCAGCUGACGCUCUUUGGGAGGCAGGUGGACGUGAUGCUGAAGAGCAGAUUUGAAAGUGUGGAUACAGCAGAACAUGACCUGGCCACACUUAAUGAAAAGAAAAAAGAAUUGAACGAAUCCACUAGGCAUCCAAAUGAAUCAAGCUCUUCUGUCACCGAAACAGUAAAGAUUCCCUUGACCUCUGAACAAGUUGACAUGUCCAUGAGGCAACAGGAUGAAUCCAAGGCCCACCAAAAUAAAAAAGGUCUGCAGGAGCCCAUCUAUAAAGUCAAUGAGUUAUUCCGGGCCCACGAAAGGCAAAUCAUGCAAAAACAAAAGCAACAGUGCCAUGUUUUAAGACAGGGACUACAGAGGAUAGAAAAAAAGAUGGACUCAGUAACUGGUGCACUGACCAAAGUCCACAAAAGCAUCCUGACUCUCUCCCAAGGCAUGCUUACCUUAGCCAGGCAAACUGCUGUUAUGAACGCUGAAUUGGUGAAAACAAAUUAUCAAAUUGCUUCCACGUUCCAGCGUCUUCUCCAACUCAAAGAACUUGAACUGUCCAAAAACACAUCUUCUCAGUCCUCCACUCCAACACAGCCAAGCAAUUCCAAUAGUUCAUCUCUGCCACGAAGGUCUCGAACUAGAGGAGGAAGACGUCUUAUGACUUAGACCAGUUUUUGGAAAAGUAACUCACUAUUCACCAGCCAUAGGGGAUGUCCACUACUAUUAUUAUACUGUAUUCUAAAAUCUCUUUUCACUUGUGAGUUUGACAGCACCAUAAAAAAAAAAACUUUUAACAACUACUUUUCUAGUAACUUAUUAUAGAGUCUAUUAAAACUGUAAUUUUUUUUUAAUAUUACAGUAUACAAAUAUUGUUAAAGAAAAAUAAAUAUCUAUAGAAAACAUAACAUUUUUAAGUUUUAGCUAAUGUUCCUAAGUAAAAAUGUCUAUGUAAGAUAGACCUGUAUUAUAAAGCCUGUGUUCUUAUUAGCUUGAAACUGGGCUACCAGUACAUGAGCUUUUUUAGGCUAAGUGAAUGUAUCUAAAGUUCUUGACUAAUUAAAGCUGAUUUAAUUUUAUUUUGUUACAAUAACCAUAAUACACUGAGAUAAUAGUAAUGUACUAAAUAUCAAUACACAAACUAGCGAAUUAAUUUUUUAUAAAAUAUUUAAAUCAAAGUAGAAUUGGGUUUGGAAAAGUCAGGAUUCUAUAAAGAAUUUGUGAGUCAAUAUUUCAUCCAAAAUUCGCAGACCCAGUAUAGUUAAUGCUAGCAAAAUCUUCUCUCCAUAACAGGUACAAAGUGGUAAAAUGCCUCUUGUGUCAGAAUUCUGGAUAUGGCAAACUAUUUUUGAUCUGUUGGGACAUCCACUUACAAAAAGUUUUGCACAUUUUUAUACAUUUUACCGAGAGUGAUUUAGAACAGCACACCCCAAAGACAAUAAAGUGCUAUUUAAUCAACCAAAAAACUUUUAUGUGAAAACAUUAAUUCAUGCUUAUACACAUGUAUUUACAAGGAAGAGACAGGUGAAGAAUACACUAUCCAAAAUGAGCUCAGCUGAUCAACAUCUUGAUUUUUUCUUUUUUUUAACACAUAGGGGUUUAUUUACUAAAACUAGAGAGUGCAAAAUCUGGUGC
This is a messenger RNA of Rana temporaria (common frog), 1758 nucleotides long. RefSeq lists its product as uncharacterized. The coding region runs from base 139 to 792 and encodes 217 amino acids. The transcript has 2 exons. Lineage: Eukaryota; Metazoa; Chordata; Amphibia; Anura; Ranidae. The record is from RefSeq and is a predicted model, not a curated record.